GUCGAGAAGUGAGGGAGGGAGUGUGUGUGUGUGUGUGUGUGUGUGUGUGUGUGCGUGUGCGCGAGUGUUCGUCCAUGAAGAAGAAGAAUCGAGGUUGGCCGUCAGCGCUCCUCAGCCGCACACCCGCGCGCAGCCUCACCGCACCGACGGCGUGGCGCCAUGCUGAAGCCGGGCGAGGCAUCGGCGAGCGGGGCGUCGGCCUUCCUCAAAGUGGACGCGUCGGCGUACCUUCAUCACUGGCAGCAGCUUUUCCCGCGCAAGCCGCCGCUGCCCUCGGGACCCCCGCACUGCGCCUCCUCCUCGGGGGCCGCCGCCGCCGCCGCCGCGGUGGCCCAACAUCCCCUCGCCCAGCACAUGGCGCUCUACGGGCAGGCCCUGGCUCCGUUGGGGCACGGGGGGGACGCGGCGGGGGCGGCGGCCCCCCCUGCCGAGAACCCCGCGCUGGGACGCCUCCUCCAAGCGAAGGAGCGGCGCUGCGGGGGCGUCGGGGUGGUGUCCUCCAGCGUCAAGAGCGGCGGCGAGGAAGACGGGAAGGCCGCCGCGUCGGCGUCGGCGUCGGCGCCGGCGGGCGGGACCAAGCUGAGCGCCGAGGAGUUGGACUACUUCCUGUACGGACAGCAGAGGAUGGAGAUCAUACCCGUCAGCAGCCACAACGCCGACGCCAACAACCGCUGCGACAUGUGCGCCGACAACCGCAACGGCGAGUGUCCCAUGCACGGACCGCUUCACUCCUUGCGGAGGCUUGUGGGCACCAGCGGCACCGCCCCGGCGCCCCUCCCCCUUCCCGACGUUCCCGACUGGCUCAGAGAUCUGCCCCGAGAGGUGUGUCUCUGCACCAGUACCCUACCCGGCCUGGGGUACGGAAUCUGCGCCGCCCAAAGGAUUCCCCAGGGUACCUGGAUCGGACCCUUCCAGGGCACCCUGCUCACGCUGGACAAAGUCCGUUGCGGAGCCUCCAGGAACACGCGGCACUUGUGGGAGAUUUACGACUCCGAGGGAACCUUGUGUCACUUCCUGGACGGCAACGAUCCGGCCAAAUCGAGCUGGAUGAGGUACAUCCGAUGCGCCCGACACUGCGGAGAGCAGAACAUGAUGGUCGUUCAGUACAGGUCGAGCAUCUUCUACCGGGCGUGCCUGGACAUCCCCCGAGGAAGCGAGCUCCUCGUUUGGUACAACGACUCGUACACUUCCUUCUUCGGAAUUCCGCUGCAGUGCGUCGCCCAGGACGAAAACCUGAACGUGCCGGCGUCGGUGUCGGAGGCGAUGUCUCGUCAGGAGUCCUCGCAGCAGCAGCAGCAGCAGCAGCAGCAGCAGCAACAAGCCUUCGGCAAAAGCGGCAAAGCGCCGUCGUCCGCCCGCUCCAUGGUCUUCCCUCAGAUGGCGUGCGGCAGAAGUUUCUCGGCGGCGGACAAGAGCGGCGCGCCGUUCCCGUCGUCCGAGUCCUCCUUCGGCCAGCUGUCCUCCAAGAACCAAAGGGUCCUGGCCAGUCCCACGUCCACCAGCCAGCUCAGCAGCGAGUUCAGCGACUGGCAUCUGUGGAAGUGCGGACAGUGCUUCAAGACCUUCACGCAGAGGAUCCUGCUGCAGAUGCACGUCUGCCCGCAAAACCCAGACAGGCCGUACCAGUGCGGCCACUGCUCGCUGUCCUUCUCGCAGCCGUCGGAGUUGCGCAACCACGUGGUGACGCACUCCAGCGACCGGCCCUUCAAGUGCGGCUACUGCGGACGCGCCUUCGCCGGCGCCACCACGCUCAACAACCACAUACGCACGCACACGGGCGAGAAGCCCUUCAAAUGCGAGCGUUGCGAGCGCAGUUUCACUCAGGCCACCCAGCUGAGCCGUCACCAGAGAUUACCCAACGAAUGUAAACCCAACGGCGACGGAUCGGUGGGCGGCGAGUCCAUCGAGGUGGACUAGAACCCGACGCGAGCCGGCGGAAGCCGCCGUCCGUCCUCCCUCCGCCGCCGCUCCGCUGACGACGACGUACCAAAGCACGACCAAAGUUCUCCCCACCAAAGCGCCAACGGAGUUGGCCCAACUUCCCGCCACUGUUCUACUGAUGUUCUACCAAAGCUCUCGCAAACCACUACUGACGUUCUCGCCGGGUUCAAAGCUCUUCCCGUGUCCUUCCUCAAUCGUCGCACCCAAUUUUUCUUCUACCCGUGUUGUCCCAACACCCUUCUAAACUUCGAGUGACGUUCUACCAAAGAUCAGCAAGAUCCCCGAAUCCAAUCAAUGUCUGUCCACAUCCUACCCAAGUUGUGCUGAAGUCGCCCCAACCAAAGGUCCAUCAAUGUUAUCCUCAAUCGUCAAGCCAACUUUUGCCAAAGUUCCGCAAAAUUGCCGACAAAGUCGACUUGCCGGCGUGACCCCAAAGUGCUUCCGAGAUUGCAUCAGAAUAAGACCAAAGACCAGCGUUCCCCUCAUGUUCUCCUUGAACUUCUGUGGUCUGUCCGGGGAGAGGACCACUUUGAGAAGCGCCCUCCUGUGGCAAGGAGGCUCACUGCAGCUAUGACUUGUCUCCCCCUCCAACCCCCCCCACAAACGAGACGACGGAAGGUUUGACAACCACACAAGCAAACCAAAGACUGUCCAACUUUAUGUUGGAGAUUUAGCGGACAAAGAAACACACACACACACACACCAAAGGAGGCAGAAACCAAAAGAAAUGUCACGGACGUCAUGAACGAAGGAAAAUUAAAAUGAGAGAGAAAAAAAAAAAGAAUAUUUAUCUUGCGGCGGCACUUUGACUUGUGAAGUUAUUUAACGUAGCGCAUCGUCGGCUUCACGCGUUGGCAUCAUCCCAAGUUUUGGGUGCAACUGCUGGUUUUUGUACCAAAGUUUUCGGAUUGUUUUGUUGAAAUGUCUUUUUCUUUCUUUUUUUUUUGUUUUACGUGCCAAACUCGCGGAAUGAACAAUAAUGUGGGACAUCCAAGUCCGCUUCGGAGGUUCCACACAUCCCGAUAAUGGUCCCCAUUUUGAGUUUGUGAUCAGCCAGCAAGUGAACGCAAACGUGUGCGCCCCGCUUUAAGCUUGGACAGAAAGUUUGCUGCUGCGAAGACGAGACGGAUGACUUUGUGUACUUGAGGCGGGAAAACAAAACGCGUCCGCCCAAUGUCUCAUUCACGUUUGCAUGAUUUAAAAAAAUGAAACGCGCCAGACCUGAAGAAGAAAACGAGGUUCAAAUAAAGGGAGUCCAUUUUUGUCAA
This is a messenger RNA of Hippocampus zosterae (dwarf seahorse), 3209 nucleotides long. RefSeq names its product PR domain containing 6 (gene prdm6). The coding region runs from base 160 to 1917 and encodes 585 amino acids. NCBI's taxonomy places the organism in Eukaryota, Metazoa, Chordata, Actinopteri, Syngnathiformes, Syngnathidae. The transcript has 9 exons. Gene Ontology annotation, molecular function: histone methyltransferase activity; protein binding. Gene Ontology annotation, cellular component: nucleus. The record is from RefSeq and is a predicted model, not a curated record.